AUGGAUGAUGACAACGACACAGCUCUCAGCUCCCCAAUAUAUGCCCGCAGUGUGGUUGAAAACACCAUUCUGGUGAAGAUGUAUGCCGAGCUCGCCAGCGCAGGUGCCGAUAUGGAUUUUCCUAAUAAUGACGGGAGAACCCCAAUCAUGAAGACGGUCAGGGCGAAUAAGCCUGAGAUGUUCAGGGCCCUGUGGCUGAAUGGCGCAGGUGUCGACCUGAUUGACUUGCAUGGCCAAUCUGUUCUCCACCUGGCGGGGAUGUACUCCAACCUUGAGAUCAUCGUAGAGCUGCAGAUGGUGGAAAUAUGCAUCAACCCGAAUCUGAAGGAUGACCAGGGUCAAACAGCAGUGGAUUAUUUUUGCGAACGUACCAAUACACCGAGGCGCUCUGAAGGGAGAUUGACCGAGCAGGAGAUUUUAGAUUUUGAAGCACUCAUCGAGAAGACAGCGAGCUAUGACGAGUGGAUUGGGAGCAAGCAAGUCUAA
This is a messenger RNA of Pseudogymnoascus destructans, 486 nucleotides long. RefSeq lists its product as uncharacterized. The transcript has a single exon. NCBI's taxonomy places the organism in Eukaryota, Fungi, Ascomycota, Leotiomycetes, Thelebolales, Thelebolaceae. The record is from RefSeq and is a predicted model, not a curated record. Gene Ontology annotation, molecular function: protein binding. The coding region runs from base 1 to 486 and encodes 161 amino acids.